AUGGACAUCCCCAGACCUGCCGAUACCGCUGCUGGUGUGUAUCUAAUGCGUGCUGAGGUUAUUGCUCUACGCACAGUUAGCUCUGCUGGUGGCGCACAAUCUUACAUCUCGUGCUACCAGAUCACCGUCGCUGGAGGUAUCGCAUCAGUUGCCGCUACGCCCGCAGGCGUGCAAUUCCCUGGAGCCCUGAAGGCCAGCGACCCAGGGAUCCUGAUUAACAUCCACGCAAAGACCGAGAAACGCGUCGACCCCGGCCCAGACAUGGUUCCUGGCGGCACUAUGAAACAGGCCGGCUCCGGAUGCGAUGGCCGUGCCAAGACGUGUUCCCAACGAUAA
This is a messenger RNA of Anthostomella pinea, 336 nucleotides long. NCBI's taxonomy places the organism in Eukaryota, Fungi, Ascomycota, Sordariomycetes, Xylariales, Xylariaceae. The record is from the annotation of a GenBank genome assembly.